Messenger RNA from Colletotrichum acutatum, 930 nucleotides. Its product is annotated as S-adenosyl-L-methionine-dependent methyltransferase. The annotation marks the transcript as partial. Lineage: Eukaryota; Fungi; Ascomycota; Sordariomycetes; Glomerellales; Glomerellaceae. The transcript has 3 exons. Gene Ontology annotation, molecular function: methyltransferase activity. The record is from RefSeq and is a predicted model, not a curated record.
GACGACGGCUACGCAAGCGGGACCGAAUCCGGCUCCUCGCGAGCGUCAACAUCGCUGGCCUCCCACGUGCGCGACUACAGCUUCGAGAACCGGCGGCGGUACCACCGCUACAAGGAGGGCCAGUACCACUUCCCCAACGACGACGACGAGCAGGAGCGCGAGGAUAUGAAGCAUACCAUGGUCGUCCACCUCUGCGGCGGGAGGCUGCACAGCGCGCCGUUGGAGAAUCCGCAGCGGAUCAUUGAUGUUGGGACGGGGACGGGGAUAUGGGCUAUUGAUAUGGGCGACGAGUACCCCGAGGCCGAAAUCAUUGGCGUGGACUUGAGCCCGAUCCAGCCCGAGUUCGUACCGCCCAACGUUCGGUUCAUGGUCGACGACGCCGAGGUGGAAUGGGUCUACCCGGAUAACCACUUUGACUUUGUCCACCUCCGCAACAUGGCCCCCUCCAUCAAAAAGUGGCCGGAGCUGUUCGCCGAAGCAUACCGCGUCACAAAACCAGGCGGCUGGAUCGAACUCCAAGAAAUGCGCUGGGUCUACGGCUGCGACGACAACACCAUGCCUCCAACCUUUGCCCCCGUAAAGAUGGUCGCCAACAUCAAAGAAGCGCUCGCCAAGCUCGACGUCAAGAUGAACGCGGCCGAACUAUACCCGUCCCACGUCGCGGCCGCGGGCUUCGUCAACUUGGCGCACGAGGUGAAAAAGGUGCCCGUCGGACCCUGGGCGAAGGACGACGAUUUGAAAAAGAUUGGGGAGUACUGCCGCGCGGCGAUUUAUGAUGGGUUGCAUGCUAUUACGAUUGGGCCGUUUACGAGGGGUCUGGGGUGGACGCCUGAGGAGGUGGAGGUUUUCCUGAUCGAGGUGAGGAAGGAUUUGUUGGAUCGGAGUGUGCAUUCGUAUGUGCAUUUUCAUUCUCUUGCUGCGCAGAAGCCG